AUGGCGCAGUCAUUGCUGGUACCACCAGGACCGGAGAGCUUCCGCUAUUUUACUAGAGAUUCUCUCGCAGCUAUUGAAAAGCGUUCUGCAGAAGAAAAAGCUAAAAAGCCCAAGCAAGAACACACAGAUGAUGAUGAUGAAAAUGGUCCAAAACCAAACAGUGACUUGGAGGCAGGAAAGACACUACCAUUUAUUUAUGGUGACAUACCUCCAGGAAUGGUAUCUGAACCUUUGGAAGACCUGGACCCAUAUUAUAUCAAUAAAAAAACUUUCAUAGUAUUGAAUAAAGGAAAGGCAAUUUUCCGAUUCAGUGCCACAUCUGCCUUGUAUAUUUUAACUCCUUUUAAUCCCAUCAGAAAAAUUGCUAUCAAGAUUUUGGUACAUUCAUUAUUCAGCAUGCUUAUUAUGUGCACUAUUUUGACCAACUGUGUAUUUAUGACCAUGAGUAAUCCUCCGGACUGGACAAAGAAUGUAGAGUACACUUUCACUGGAAUUUAUACAUUUGAGUCACUUAUCAAAAUUCUUGCAAGGGGCUUCUGCUUAGAAGGUUUUACUUUUCUGCGAGACCCAUGGAACUGGCUUGACUUCAGUGUCAUUUUAAUGGCAUAUGUGACAGAGUUUGUGGACCUGGGCAAUGUCUCAGCGUUGAGAACAUUCAGAGUUCUCCGAGCUUUGAAAACAAUAUCAGUCAUUCCAGGCCUGAAGACUAUUGUAGGAGCCCUAAUUCAGUCUGUGAAGAAGCUCUCGGAUGUAAUGAUCCUGACUGUGUUCUGUCUGAGUGUAUUUGCACUAAUAGGGCUGCAGCUGUUCAUGGGCAACUUGAGGAAUAAAUGCCUGCAGUGGCCUCCAGACAAUUCUACUUUUGAAUUAAAUGUUAUUUCCUACUUCAAUAGCACAAUGGAUGAAAAUGGCACAUUUGUUAAUAUGACAGUGAGCACUUUUAACUGGAAGGAUUACAUUGAGGAUGAAACUCAUUUUUACAUUUUGGAAGGACAAAGAGAUCCUCUACUUUGUGGUAAUAGCUCUGAUGCAGGGCAGUGUCCAGAGGGAUAUAUAUGUGUGAAAGCUGGUAGAAACCCCAACUAUGGUUACACAAGUUUUGACACCUUCAGCUGGGCUUUUUUGUCACUCUUUCGGCUUAUGACUCAGGACUUCUGGGAAAACCUGUAUCAGCUGACACUGCGUGCUGCUGGAAAAACAUACAUGAUAUUUUUUGUUCUGGUGAUUUUUCUGGGCUCUUUCUACUUGAUUAAUUUGAUCCUGGCUGUGGUUGCCAUGGCCUAUGAAGAACAGAAUCAAGCAACCAUGGAAGAAGCAGAGCAGAAAGAGGCAGAAUUUCAACAGAUGCUGGAACAACUGAAGAAGCAGCAAGAAGAAGCUCAGGCUACAGCAGCAAUAGCAGCAGCAUCAGUUGCCUCAAGAGAUUUCAGCGGUGUAGGUGGAUUAGGAGAGCUCUUGGAAAGUUCUUCAGAAGCAUCAAAGUUGAGCUCAAAGAGUGCUAAAGAAAGAAGAAACAGAAGAAGGAAAAGAAGACAGAAAGAAAUGUCUGAAGCAGAGAACAAAGAAGAUUUUGAUAAGUUCCCCAAGUCCGAGUCAGAAGACAGUAUCCGAAGGAAAAGUUUCCGCUUCUCCACAGAAGGAAGUCAACUGACACAUGAAAAAAGGUUCACAUCUCCCCACCAGUCUUUGCUAAGCAUUCGUGGUUCCCUGUUCUCACCAAGGCGCAACAGCAAAACAAGCAUUUUCAGCUUCAGAGGUCGUGCAAAAGAUAUAGGAUCCGAAAAUGACUUUGCAGAUGAUGAGCACAGCACUCUUGAAGACAAUGAGAGCAGAAGAGAUUCUCUCUUUGUUCCCAAUCGACAUGGAGAACGGCGCAACAGUAACGUUAGUCAGGCAAGUGUGUCAUCUAGAAUGGUACCAGCCCUUCCAGUAAAUGGGAAGAUGCACAGCACUGUGGAUUGCAAUGGAGUAGUUUCCUUGGUUGGAGGACCUUCAGCUCUAACUUCACCUACUGGUCAGCUUAUACCAGAGGUAAUUAUAAGCAAACCAGUAAUUAUUACAGGCACCACUACAGAAACAGAAAUAAGAAAAAGAAGAUUGAGUUCUUAUCAAAUUUCCAUGGAAAUGCUGGAAGAUUCUGCUGCAAGGCAAAGAGCAAUGAGUAUAGCCAGCAUACUUACAAAUACAAUGGAAGAGCUUGAAGAAUCCAGACAGAAAUGCCCACCAUGCUGGUACAGAUUUGCAAAUACUUUCUUGAUCUGGGAUUGCUGGAGUCCAUGGUUGAAAGUAAAACACAUCGUCAAUUUAGUUGUGAUGGAUCCAUUUGUUGAUCUUGCUAUAACCAUUUGUAUUGUUUUAAACACAUUGUUUAUGGCCAUGGAGCAUUAUCCCAUGACAGAACAGUUUAGCAGUGUCCUUUCUGUGGGGAACCUGGUAUUCACGGGGAUAUUCACAGCAGAAAUGGUACUAAAGAUAAUUGCCAUGGACCCUUACUAUUAUUUCCAAGAAGGCUGGAAUAUUUUUGAUGGUAUUAUUGUUAGUCUUAGUCUCAUGGAGCUUGGUCUUGCAAAUGUUGAAGGAUUAUCUGUUCUUCGGUCAUUCAGAUUGCUUCGAGUUUUCAAACUGGCAAAAUCUUGGCCAACACUAAAUAUGCUGAUUAAGAUUAUUGGCAACUCAGUGGGGGCUUUGGGCAAUCUGACCCUGGUUCUGGCCAUCAUUGUGUUCAUUUUUGCUGUGGUUGGGAUGCAGCUGUUUGGAAAAAGCUACAAGGAAUGUGUCUGCAAGAUCUCCAGUGACUGUGUGCUGCCACGCUGGCACAUGCAUGACUUUUUCCACUCUUUCCUGAUUGUAUUCCGAGUGCUGUGUGGAGAAUGGAUAGAAACGAUGUGGGACUGCAUGGAGGUUGCAGGCCAAACCAUGUGCCUUAUUGUUUUCAUGCUGGUCAUGGUGAUUGGAAACCUAGUGGUACUGAACCUGUUUCUGGCCUUGCUGCUGAGCUCAUUUAGUUCAGACAACCUUGCUGCUACAGAUGAUGAUAAUGAAAUGAACAAUCUACAGAUUGCUGUGGCAAGGAUUCAGAAGGGAAUAGAUUAUGUUAAAAGAAAGAUACAGGAGUUCAUUCAAAAAGCCUUUGUUAGAAAGCAGAAAGCUUUAGAGGAAAUCAAAGCACUUGAAGAGCUAAACAAGAAAGACAGCUGCAUUUCCAAUCAUACUGCUGUUGAAGUAAGCAAAGAUCUAAAUCAUCUAAAAGACGGGAAUGGAACCACCAGUGGCGUAGGCACAGGCAGCAGUGUGGAAAAAUACAUAACUGAUGAAAAUGAUUACAUGUCAUUCAUAAACAACCCAGGCCUCACUGUGACAGUGCCAAUUGCAGUUGGAGAAUCAGAUUUUGAAAAUUUAAAUACAGAAGAAUUUAGCAGUGAAUCUGAUAUGGAAGAGAGCAAACAGAAAUUAAAUGCAUCCAGUUCAUCAGAAGGCAGCACGGUUGAUAUUGCUCCUCCUGGAGAGGGAGAGCAAGCAGAAAUUGAAAGUGAAGAAGCUCUUGAACCGGAAGCCUGUUUUACGGAAGGUUGUGUUCAGAAAUUUCCAUGUUGUCAAGUAAGUAUAGAGGAUGGCAAAGGAAAAAUUUGGUGGAAUCUAAGAAAAACCUGCUACAGCAUAGUUGAGCACAACUGGUUUGAGACUUUCAUUGUCUUCAUGAUUCUUCUCAGCAGCGGAGCACUAGCUUUUGAAGAUAUAUAUAUUGAACAGCGCAAAACUAUCAAGACUAUGUUGGAAUAUGCUGACAAAGUUUUUACAUAUAUUUUCAUUUUGGAAAUGCUUUUAAAAUGGGUAGCAUAUGGUUUUCAAAUGUAUUUUACUAAUGCUUGGUGCUGGCUGGACUUCCUGAUUGUUGAUGUCUCAUUGGUUAGUUUAGUAGCCAAUGCUUUGGGCUAUUCUGAACUUGGUGCCAUUAAAUCGCUUCGGACAUUAAGAGCUUUAAGACCUUUAAGAGCCUUGUCACGAUUUGAAGGAAUGAGGGUGGUUGUAAAUGCCCUUAUAGGAGCAAUUCCAUCUAUCAUGAAUGUAUUGCUGGUUUGUCUUAUAUUCUGGCUCAUCUUCAGCAUUAUGGGAGUAAAUCUGUUCGCUGGCAAAUACUAUCACUGUGUCAACACCACAACUGGUGAGAUGUUUGAUGUCCGUGAUGUCAACAACUAUACUCAGUGUGAGGAACUUAUAAAAAACAAUCAGAGUGCCCGAUGGAAAAAUGUGAAAGUAAACUUUGAUAAUGUAGGAGCUGGAUAUCUUGCUCUGCUUCAAGUAGCUACUUUCAAAGGAUGGAUGGAUAUUAUGUAUGCAGCUGUUGAUUCACGAGAUGUUGAAGAUCAACCCAAGUAUGAGGACAACUUGUACAUGUAUCUUUAUUUUGUCAUCUUUAUCAUAUUUGGAUCAUUCUUUACCUUGAACCUUUUUAUUGGUGUCAUUAUAGACAACUUCAACCAACAAAAAAAGAAGUUUGGAGGUCAGGAUAUAUUUAUGACGGAAGAACAGAAGAAAUACUACAAUGCAAUGAAAAAACUGGGAUCUAAAAAGCCACAGAAACCUAUACCAAGGCCAGUGAACAAAUUCCAAGGCAUGGUCUUCGAUUUUGUAACCAAACAAGUAUUUGACAUCAGCAUCAUGAUACUUAUCUGCCUUAACAUGGUCACGAUGAUGGUAGAAACAGAUGACCAGAGUAAAGAAAUGGAAACAAUUUUAUCCCGGAUAAACCUUGUAUUCAUUAUCCUUUUUACUGGAGAAUUUGUCCUGAAAUUGAUUUCACUUCGUCAUUACUACUUCACUGUAGGCUGGAAUAUUUUUGAUUUUGUGGUUGUUAUUCUCUCCAUAGUGGGUAUGUUCUUAGCCGAGAUGAUUGAGAAGUAUUUUGUAUCCCCCACACUAUUCAGAGUCAUCCGACUUGCCAGAAUCGGUCGAAUCCUGCGUCUCAUUAAAGGCGCUAAGGGAAUCCGCACUCUGCUUUUUGCUUUGAUGAUGUCUCUUCCUGCUUUGUUCAACAUUGGUCUCCUGCUCUUCCUGGUCAUGUUUAUUUAUGCGAUAUUUGGCAUGUCCAACUUUGCCUAUGUUAAGAGGGAAGUUGGAAUUGAUGACAUGUUCAACUUUGAAACAUUUGGCAACAGCAUGCUCUGCCUGUUCCAAAUUACCACAUCUGCUGGCUGGGAUGGUUUGCUUGCCCCAAUUCUUAACAGUGGGGAGCCAGACUGUGACCCCCAUAAAGAUCAUCCAGGUAGCUCUGUGAAAGGCGACUGUGGGAACCCUUCUGUUGGGAUUUUCUUCUUUGUCAGCUACAUCAUCAUCUCAUUUCUGGUAGUGGUGAACAUGUACAUUGCUGUGAUUUUGGAGAAUUUCAGUGUUGCUACUGAAGAAAGCGCUGAGCCCUUGAGCGAGGAUGACUUUGAGAUGUUCUAUGAAGUCUGGGAGAAGUUUGAUCCCGAUGCAACACAAUUCAUAGAAUACAGUAAACUAUCAGACUUUGCAUCUUCAUUAGAUCCUCCUCUUCUUAUAGCAAAACCAAACAAAGUCCAGCUUAUUGCAAUGGAUCUGCCCAUGGUAAGCGGGGACAGAAUUCACUGCCUUGACAUUUUGUUUGCUUUCACAAAGCGUGUUUUGGGGGAAAGUGGGGAGAUGGACGCCCUCAGAAUACAGAUGGAAGAUCGCUUCAUGGCAGCCAAUCCUUCAAAAGUGUCCUACGAACCAAUUACAACCACACUGAAAAGGAAACAGGAGGAGGUAUCUGCUGUCAUCAUUCAGCGUGCUUACAGGUGUUACCUUUUAAAGCAAAAAGUUAAAAAGGUGUCCAGUAUAUAUAACAAAAAUAAAAACAAAGAAGGAGAUGGACCAGUUAUAAAAGAGAUAAUUAUUGAUAAACUAAAUGGGAAUUCCACUCCAGAAAAAACGGAUGAGAGUUCCUCUACAACUUCCCCACCUUCUUAUGACAGUGUAACAAAGCCAGAUAAAGAAAAAUAUGAAAAAGAUAAAUCGGAAAAGAAUUACAAAGGUAAAUAUGUCAGGGAAAAUAAAAAAUAA
Messenger RNA from Calypte anna (Anna's hummingbird), 6063 nucleotides. Its product is annotated as sodium channel protein type 2 subunit alpha. Gene Ontology annotation, molecular function: voltage-gated sodium channel activity; protein binding. Gene Ontology annotation, biological process: sodium ion transmembrane transport; membrane depolarization during action potential; neuronal action potential. The transcript has 26 exons. The record is from RefSeq and is a predicted model, not a curated record. Gene Ontology annotation, cellular component: plasma membrane; voltage-gated sodium channel complex; axon. Bases 1 to 6063 code for a protein of 2020 amino acids. NCBI's taxonomy places the organism in Eukaryota, Metazoa, Chordata, Aves, Apodiformes, Trochilidae.